Molecule: messenger RNA, 1117 nt
Organism: Ipomoea nil (Japanese morning glory)
Lineage: Eukaryota; Viridiplantae; Streptophyta; Magnoliopsida; Solanales; Convolvulaceae
Product: jacalin-related lectin 19-like
Exons: 3
Coding region: 77-895 (272 amino acids)
Molecular function (GO): carbohydrate binding
Source: RefSeq, a predicted model, not a curated record
UGAAAUCUGUUCCUACACCAUCUACCAAAACCCUUCUCUUCACAACUCUGAUCUCUCCUUCUUCAACCAAAAAACAAUGGCCAUUCCCGCCGUUUCCGUGGCGCUGUCGAAGUUCAACGACGCUCUUUCCGAAACUCAGUGCGGAGCCGACGAACACGUCGAGGAGCUGGUGACGGAGCUAACAUGGAUGCAGUGUUUCCUGGUCGACGGCGAGAAAACGGCGCAAGGCCGGGUGAGAACCGACAUCUGGUCCUCCGCCAUCGAGCGCCUCGCCGUGUGCGCUCAAGAACUAAACUACGGCUACGGCGGCGGCCACUCUAACAAGUCCAGGGACUUCGCCAACCUCAACGCCCGUUUCGCCAGCCUCCGGGCAAAAAUCCAACCUUUCCUCACUUGUCAAGCUCCCUCAUCGGGUUCUGCAAACACCCCCCCAGAUUUUGGACCUGGGAUUCAAAUUCCUAAAGAAAUACUGGUCGGAGCAUGGGGAGGUCCCGGUGGAAAUAAAUGGGAUUUCAAGCCUAAAGGGCUCAUCAAACAGAUAACUAUUAUUCAUGGUACCGUCAUCGACUCCAUAACUUUCACCGGCGUGAGCGCCGACGGCCGGGUGGAUUCUCCGAUCAAAUUAGGUGGCCCCGGUGGCAGUAAAACCUUCCAGGUGAAUAUCAACGGUGCAUCGGAGUACCUGAGGGGUGUGAGUGGAACAUAUGGGAAUCACCAUGGCCUGACGGUUAUAAGGUCGAUCAAGUUCGAAACCAAUGUGACUACACAUGGACCAUACGGGUCUACCGACGGGACGCCGUUCUCGUUUGUGGUGCAGGACGGCAAGAUUGUCGGAUUCCACGGCCGUGCCGGCGACUUUGUUGAUGCUAUUGGUGUUUAUGUCACAUCUAUAUAAGUGCAUCGUCUCUCAUGCAAUAAUGUUGUCUAGUUUGGUCCAUUGGAAAUCCUUAGAGUUGUGUGUUUGGUUUUCCAAAUGGUUUGAAUAACUGUUAGUUGUGUUGUUGACCUUGCUUGUUUCAUGGUUCUUGGAGUGAGCAGAUGUUGAAUAAUAAAUUAUCUGGCGACUAAGUGUGUGGAACAUGAGGUGAAAUCACGAGUUUGAUUAUUAUUAAUACUU